AUGUCUACAUUUAUCCGUGGUGGUGGUAGUGGGUGCCAAGAGGAUCUCGGGUUCUGGAAAGACGACUUUACUGGACAUCCUCGCACAGCGUCAUCGUACAGUCGGGAAGGUUUCGGGCAAGAUCACGUGCCUCUCAAGCCAUCGUUCCAGCGAAAGACGAGAUAUGUCCAGCAGCAAGAUCUCCGUCUGCCCUUCAGCACAGUCCGCGAAGUCCUGCAUUUCCCGGCUCUAUUACGCCAACCUGCACCAGUGCCACAGGCAGAGAAAUUCGAAUAUGUUAAGGUGAUCGAAGCUCUCAAAUGCAACACUUCAGCGAUGCAGUCACUGGGUUGGAAACUUCUGACAACAACCCACGCCGAUGCGCAACGGGACAUCCACCUGCUGCCUAGCCGUCUUGAAGAAGGAGAAGGAGAAGGACUCCUCGAGCGGGACGUCGACGUGUACAUCACGUCCGUCUCCUCUUCGUCCACGACCGGGCCCGUCAACUGGGUGGUUGCGCCUCGCGUUUCCAUGAGGAAGAUGAAAGAGGACAUCAUCAACGUCCGCCCACUCGGCCACCGGCCCAGUCUCGGCUCGAUCGUCGACGAAGUCUUGAACUCCUCUUCUUCUUCCUCGCCGUAUCGCGGGGAGCGAGUGCCGCUGAACCGCGACGACGAAGCCACGGUCUUCGUGUGCGGUCCGCGCACGCUGUCUCGCGACCUGAGGGCCCUUGUCGGCCGGCGCGUCUGA
This is a messenger RNA of Fonsecaea erecta, 729 nucleotides long. RefSeq lists its product as hypothetical. The coding region runs from base 1 to 729 and encodes 242 amino acids. Lineage: Eukaryota; Fungi; Ascomycota; Eurotiomycetes; Chaetothyriales; Herpotrichiellaceae. The transcript is spliced from 3 exons. The record is from RefSeq and is a predicted model, not a curated record.